Actinia tenebrosa (Australian red waratah sea anemone) is the source of this 1383-nucleotide messenger RNA. Its product is annotated as fibrinogen C domain-containing protein 1. The record is from RefSeq and is a predicted model, not a curated record. Lineage: Eukaryota; Metazoa; Cnidaria; Anthozoa; Actiniaria; Actiniidae.
UUUGAGUGAGUGACUUAACGAAGAGUCUUCAAUAUGAUUUUUAUAGUGCUAUUCGGAUAAAAAGUCUCCUUGCCCAGGUUACUGAAGUGACAUCUUUUUACCAAAUUUAACGUACUCCUAAGUCCAAAGAUCAAAUAGUAUUCCAUGCUGUUGCCGAUGGUCGACAUAUUGAUUUCAUAUUCCACACAAGAAGUCACGAAAGAUCUAGAGAAGAAUAGGGAAAGCAUGAUUCAGUGAGUUUUACCCACAACCUGUUGUCCUGUUGACUGAACGCGAGUGUCGAAGGGGAACAACUCUUAAGAUGAAAGUGUUGAGAUUUGUGCUGAUUUUCAUCAGCUUGUUUUUUGUCAGUGAAGGAAAACAAGUCACCAAAACCAAAACGAAUGACGAUGUAUAUCAUAAUUAUUUUGGAGGUGCGGCUAAUUCCAAACAGUUUUCCGGUGCCCUGAAAACCAUCGAAGAGAAAUUGAAUGUCAUCAUGGAAAAAAUGGGAGCUUCGUUAAACAAAACUGUGCCCAAAAACUGUGCUGAAGUUCUUAGAAGAGGUGGCAAGAAAAGUGGUGUUUACACAGUCGAUCCAGGUGACGGCAAAGGACCGUUCAAGGUUUACUGUGACCAGAACACGAGUGGAGGUGGAUGGACAGUCUUCCAAAAGAGACAAGACGGUUCAGUCGACUUCUAUCGAGGUUGGGCUGACUACAAGAACGGUUUUGGUGACCUGAAAGGCGAGUUCUGGUUGGGACUGGAUAAAAUCAACCGGUUGACCCAUCAGACUCGUAACCGUCUUCGUGUUGACCUACAAGACAUCAAGGGGAAGAGUGCGUAUGCUGAGUACGACUACUUUGCUGUGAGCAGUGAAAGAAGCAAGUACCAACUGAGUCUUGGAACUUAUUCAGGCRCUGCUGGUGACGCACUCUCCGAACAUCGUGGUAUGGCCUUCACCACCAAAGAUCGUGACAAUGAUGUCACGAGUGGAAACUGUGCAGUGGACUACAAAGGUGCCUGGUGGUACAAAAGCUGUCACCACUCUAACCUGAACGGCCUGUAUCACCACGGGAAAAAUUCAGCUGCUGGAGUUGCCUGGAGUGGCUUCAAUGGCUACACUGCUAAGAGAGCCGAGAUGAAGAUACGACCGGUAUAAAAUACUUGUUGUCGUACCACUCUAAAUAUCACCGAAACGUUAAGAAUCAAGCUCUUUAGUAUAAGAAUAAUAUACUGUUAAUUAUGAAGAAUGUAAAAGAUAAAAUUCUAUUAGCAUCACAUUGAAGAAAGAAUAUUUCUGUAAAAAGUGUGUGCGGUAGAAGGCGUGACAGUCACGCAUUGUUUGUCGACGAAAAUCUUGUAGAAUUAAAAAAGUAAAAUAAAAUACUGCAACAUAGAAAA